Messenger RNA from Rangifer tarandus platyrhynchus (Svalbard reindeer), 3249 nucleotides. NCBI's taxonomy places the organism in Eukaryota, Metazoa, Chordata, Mammalia, Artiodactyla, Cervidae. The record is from the annotation of a GenBank genome assembly.
AUGGCGGCCCGCGCGCCCCCCGCCGCACCUGCGGCCGACGAGCCGGGGGGCCCCGGCGGCCCCCCGCGCAGGAAGAAGUCUCGCUCCGGCGCGUCCGGCCUCCGCCGCGCCUUCAGCUGGCUGCGGGGCAAGCGGCGCAAGAAGAAGGCGGCGGGGGCCGAGGGCGCCGAGCCGGCCGCCCCCCGGGCCAAGAAGGCGGACGACAAGGCUAAGAAGGCCAAGGGUAAGGGCCGAGGCUCUGCCAAGGCUGAGAGCGACAAACGACUGAGUGUAGGGCCCGGCCAGGGGCCAGGGUCUGUAGUGGAUGACCACCAGGACAAUGUCUUCUUUCCCAGUGGGCGACCGCCUCACCUGGAAGAGUUACACACGCAGGCCCAGGAGGGUCUCCGUUCCCUCCAGCACCAAGAAAAACAGAAACUGAACAAGGGUGCCUGGGACCAUGGAGACACCCAGAGCUUACAGUCUUCCCGCACCGGGCCAGAUGACGAUAGCAUCUCCUUCUGCAGCCAGACCACGUCCUACACGGCUGAGAGCUCCACAGCAGAGGACGCGCUCUCCAUCCGCUCUGAGAUGAUCCAGCGCAAAGGCUCCACCUUCCGGCCCCACGACUCGUUUCCCAAACCUUCUGGAAAGUCGGGGAGGCGGCGUCGGGAGCGGCGGAGCACGGUGCUGGGACUGCCGCAGCACGUGCAGAAGGAACUCGGCCUGCGGAAUGAGCGUGAGGCACCAGGUACGCCUCGGCCUCUAGGUCCACGGGAUGCUGUGCGCAUUCCCACAGUGGAUGGUCGUCCGGCAGGCCCGGCCGCAGGGCCGGGGGCCAGGGUGUCCCUGCAGGCGCUGGAGGCAGAGACCGAAGUCGGGGCUGAGGCCAUGCUGCAGCGCCACAUCGACCGCAUCUACCGUGAUGACACUCUCGUCGGCCGGUCCACGGGGGCCCGGCCCCCGCCGCUCACCCGGCCCAUGUCCCUCGCAGUGCCUGGACUGACGGGAGGGGCCGGGCCUCCAGAACCCCUGAGCCCGGCCAUGUCCAUCUCGCCCCAAGCCACCUACUUGUCGAAGCUGAUCCCACACGCCGUGCUGCCGCCCACCGUGGACGUGGUGGCCCUGGGCCGCUGCAGCCUGCGCACCCUGAGCCGCUGCAGCCUGCUCUCAGCCAGCCCGGCCUCCGUCCGCUCUCUGGGCCGCUUCUCCUCGGUCUCCAGCCCGCGACCCCGUAGCCGCCACCCUUCCUCCUCCAGCGACACCUGGAGCCACUCUCAGUCCUCCGAGACCAUCGUGUCUGACGGCUCCACCCUCUCCUCUAAGGGUGGCUCUGAGGGCCGGCCAGAGGGCUCCGUGGCCAACAGCAGCGUGGCGCCCCCUCCCCCGGGUGGCAGCGGGCGGGGCUCUCCCAGCGGGGGCAGCACCGCGGAAGCCUCGGACACUGUCAGCAUUCGGAGCGGGGGCCAGCUGUCUGGCCGAAGCGUGUCCCUACGUAAGCUGAAGCGGCCCCCGCCUCCUCCCCGCCGGACCCACUCGCUACAUCAGCGCAGCUCAGCGGUCCCUGAUGGGCCCUUGGGGCUGCCUCCCAAGCCCGAGCGGAAGCAGCAGCUGCAGCCACCCCGGCCGCCCACCACUGGAGGUUCGGCAGGGAUGGCGGCCCCGCCCUGUCCACCCAGCUCGGCAGGCGGCUGGGUGUCUGGCUUGUCUCCGAGUGGCUCCCGGCGCCCCCCACGCUCCCCGGAACGGACACUCUCACCCUCCAGUGGAUACUCGAGCCAAAGUGGUACCCCUACCCUCCCUCCCAAGGGUCUAGCAGGGGCCCCUGCUUCCCCAGGCAAGGCCCAGCCCCCCAAACCAGAACGUGUCACUUCCCUUCGAUCUCCCGAGGCCUCCGUCUCCUCUUCCCUCACGUCUCUGUGUUCCUCUUCCUCUGAUCCAGCACCCUCAGACCGCUCUGGUCCUCACAUGUCGACCGCCCUGGGUGACAGGUUUUUCAUACCUCCUCACCCCAAGGUGGCCGCCCCCUUCUCCCCACCUCCCUCUAAGCCCAAGAGUCCAAACCAAGCUGCCCUUGCUCCUGCUGUAGUCCCUGGGCCCAUCUCUACCACCGCUGCCAGUCCUGAGUCCCCACCCACUCCGCAGACAUCCCUGACCCCACCUCAGGCAUCUCCUGCUGCCUCCAAAGACCAGUCACCCCCUCCGUCCCCACCCCCAUCUUAUCAUCCACCCCCGCCCCCCACUAAGAAGCCAGAGGUGGCUGAGGGGGCCCUGUCUGCCCUGGAGACCGCUGAGGUGCCCCUCCAAGAUCCCAACUGGCCCCCUCCCCCGCCUCCUACCCCAGAGGAGCAGGACCUGUCUAUGGCUGACUUCCCACCACCCGAGGAAGCCUUUUUCUCAGUGACUAGCCCUGAGCCCGCAGGCUCUUCACCCCUCCCGGAGGCCUCCUUACCUGCUGUUUCCUAUCAGAGCCAGCCCUCUGGUACCCCAGACCCUCCUCCAGCCCCGCCAGCCCCACCUGCUGCCGGCUCUGUCACAGGGCUUCUGGCUAAGGUCCCUCGGAAGGAGCCUGUGGGCUGCAGCAAGGGCGGGGGCCUUCCCCGGGAGGAUGCCAGCGCGCCCCUGGUCACACCCUCACUCCUGCAGACGGUUCGGCUGCGCUCUGUGGGCGCUCCCACGGUGGCUCCAAAUCCAGCAUCGGGGCCAUCGCCCCCCCAGAAGCCACUCCGAAGGGCCCUGUCAGGGCGGGCCAGCCCUGCAUCUGCCGCUGCCUCGGGGCUCCACGCGGCUGUUCGGCUCAAGGCCUCUAACCUGGCUGGCAGCGCAGGCCCUGUGGGUGCCCAGCCCAAUGGACCACCUGAGGCAGAGCCACGGUCCCCUGCCUCUACGGCCAGCUUCAUCUUCUCUAAGGGCACUAAGAAGCUGCAGCUGGAGCGGCCUGUGUCCCCGGAGACCCAGGCUGACCUCCAGCGGAACCUGGUAGCUGAACUAAGGAGCAUCUCAGAGCAACGGCCACCCCAGGCCCCGAAGAAGCCACCUAAGGCCCCCCCGCCCGUGGCUCGCAAGCCUUCUGGGGGUGUCCCCCUUCCCACCUCCCCCAGCUUUCCUCGGGCUGAGCCCCUUACUGCGCCUCCCACCAACGGGCUCCCCCAUGCCGAGGACAGGACUAAGGAGGAGCUGGCAGAGAAUGGAAGUGUCCUGCAGCUGGUGGGCCCAGAGGAGCAAAAGCUGGGCCUGCCCGGUACAGACCCACAGAAAGAGCUGGUCUGA